GCAGCAUGCCCAAGACGGUGAGGGAUCACCUGCUCUCUGCCCUGGCUAACCUGGGAGAAGCUCAGCUGAAGAAUUUCAAAUCUAAACUGAAUGAAAUCCGACUGCAGAAGGGAUACGAUAACAUCCCGAAGGGCGUGCUGGAGAAAGCAGAUCCUAUCGAGCUCACUGACAAGAUGAUCCAGAGUUACCACGAGAUCUAUGCAGUGGUGGUGGCUGUGAAGGUGCUGAGAGCCAUCAACGAGAGCCAGCUGGCAUCAAGGCUUGCUAGAAACACGAGAAUCGCUAAAGCAGGAGUCAUCUGUGAAGGCAGCAUGCACAAGACGGUGAGGGAUCACCUGCUCUCUGCCCUGGCUAACCUGGGAGAAGCUCAGCUAAAGAAUUUCAAAUCUAAACUGAAUGAAAUCCAGCUGGCGGAGGGAUACGAUAACAUCCCGAAGGGCGUGCUGGAGAAAGCAGAUCCCAUCGAGCUCACUGACAAGAUGAUCCAGAGUUACCACGAGAUCUAUGCAGUGGUGGUGGCUGAGGAGGUGCUGAGAGCCAUCAACGAGAUCCAGCUGGCAUCAAGGCUUGCUACAAACACGAGAAUCGGUAGGGAAAGAACCAGGGAGGGGAGAUGAGCCCCCAUCUCCUUCCCUCCCUGGCUGCUCUUACUGACCUGCAGGAACCUAGCAAAUCUGUUCCCCGCUCCUGUCCAGAGCAGCUAUGGGAAGUUCAGUAGUAGGGGGACUCCUUAAAUAGCCCAGGAUUUAUAUCUCCAAUCACUUUUGUGUGUUCACCUACUGUGUUCUUCAACUGCAGCACUUUCACUGUCACC
This is a messenger RNA of Mauremys mutica (yellowpond turtle), 814 nucleotides long. Its product is annotated as pyrin-like. The record is from RefSeq and is a predicted model, not a curated record. Lineage: Eukaryota; Metazoa; Chordata; Testudines; Geoemydidae. Gene Ontology annotation, cellular component: cytoplasm. Gene Ontology annotation, biological process: positive regulation of inflammatory response. Bases 6 to 617 code for a protein of 203 amino acids. The transcript has 2 exons.